Messenger RNA from Candidozyma haemuli, 636 nucleotides. RefSeq lists its product as uncharacterized. The transcript has 2 exons. The coding region runs from base 1 to 636 and encodes 211 amino acids. NCBI's taxonomy places the organism in Eukaryota, Fungi, Ascomycota, Pichiomycetes, Serinales, Metschnikowiaceae. The record is from RefSeq and is a predicted model, not a curated record.
AUGUUGUUAUUUUUCUACUUGCUUACUCUUGCGGCGACGGCGCCGACACUUAACACGCUUUUCAAAAUCUCCUCCAGAACACAUCCACCCAGCUUGGUUUCGUCUCUUUUACUUAGUAAGUAUAGAGAGGUAGGGACUCAGUCGGGCCAGUCUCUCUCUAAAGCUCAGGCAUUGGCAUACAGUGAUGUUUGUGCUGAAAAGACAUGUUUCAGGUAUGUCUUGGAGUCGGCUCGGGUUGUCGAGCUGACACACCCAGCUUCAGAGUGUAGGCUUAACAGAGACGAUUACUACCAGACGGUGGUUACGCCGUUGUCACAGAUUGAUGCUUCACUAAAUGGAGGUAAGACUGAGGUUGAAGAGGAGCUCAGUGAGAAGUUGAAGCUGUAUCUCUCGACUGUAAGGUCAGAAAUUGUGUUUUCAGACUUCACUGACCUUGAUUAUGACCUUCAGUGCUACGGCGACCACUACGAGUUGACUCAGGUAGUGCUAGAGCAAACGAGUGUCAUCGCCAGCCUAAAGCUACAUGUGAACGUACCUUCAGAAUGUUCGUUUUCUCAUUUUGAUUCCCGUCUAGGGGACGAUUAUACAUCGCUGGUUGACAUUGAAUUGCCUGCCGUUCCCCACACUGUUCCAUGA